Aphanomyces astaci is the source of this 4368-nucleotide messenger RNA. RefSeq lists its product as hypothetical. Gene Ontology annotation, molecular function: P-type transmembrane transporter activity; nucleotide binding. NCBI's taxonomy places the organism in Eukaryota, Oomycota, Saprolegniomycetes, Saprolegniales, Verrucalvaceae. The coding region runs from base 13 to 4242 and encodes 1409 amino acids. The record is from RefSeq and is a predicted model, not a curated record. Gene Ontology annotation, cellular component: membrane. The transcript is spliced from 3 exons.
CGUCGUGACAUCAUGGCGAAGCUGACGUGGACAGGGCGAAGCAUCACGCAGCUAUCGCUGCACCGCCGCCGCACGAACAUCGGCAACCUGGAGUAUGGUCUGGAGCAUGUCCCGUUCCUGCUCCUGCAUGCGUACAACCUCUUUUGGUGCUACCAGACCAGCGGCCAACCCUACGCGAUCGCGUUGGAAGAGCUCGAGGAGUCGGGGUUCGACAUCCAGCGCAUUCUCAAUCCCCCAACUGACGAAGUCCUGGCUGGUCUUGCCGCAUCGGCGCUCUCUUCGGCAUCGGCGGCGGGCGAUGCCACGGGUGCUGACGACGUGCAGAUUCCCCCGCUCCCGAACCCGUUCUUGCCUGGGAUUGCACCCCUCUUGUGCCUCCUCGCCGUGCUUUGCUUGCACAUCCUCAUGCGCCUCAUGCAAGUAUGGUCGACGCGCGUGCUCACGUUCAUCAAGUACACGCCCGUGGCAACUUUGUCGGAUGCGACGUUCGUCAAGGUCGUGCCGCGCGCGUACCGUGGAAAGAGCGUCAUCGUGCCGCUCGAGCAGCAUGUGCUCAGCACCGGCGAGAAGAGCGCGCCGUUCUUCAUGUUCCAGAAGCACAAGUAUGUUGGCGAGCAAUCCAAGGACGACGGCAGCAUCUGUUUCCGCAAGCUCAAAGCGCCCGUGACCGCCACCGUCGCGACAUACGUCAACGCGACGGGCGUGGCCAGCGACGCCGCGUACAACCGCAUGUUGGACUUGUACGGCCACAACGAGUUCAGCAUUCCGCAGCCCACGUUCAUCAAGAUGUACCAGGAGCAGCUCGUGGAGCCGCUGACGGUGUUCCAGAUCUUCUCGGUGCUGCUGUACAUGUUGGACGAGUACUGGCAGUACUCGCUCUUCACGUUGGUGAUGAUCCUCAUGUUUGAGGGGGUGACAGUCUUCUCCCGGCUCAAGAACCUCCAGACGCUGCGGGGCAUGGGCAACGCCCUGCGUACGGUGUAUGUGUUCCGCCACGGCGCAUGGAUCGAAGCAUGCACGUCGUCGCUCGUGCCGGGUGACGUAGUGUCCCUCAAGCGCAACCUUGACGGCGACAACACCGUCCCGUGCGACUGCCUCCUUCUGCAGGGCAACGCCGUGGCCAACGAAGCCACGCUCACGGGUGAAAGCGUGCCCCAGAUGAAGGAAGCGAUUGGCCAAAAGAUGAGCGCCGACGACUUGGCUGCGUCCCUCGACAUGAAGACCCACCACAAGGUGCAUCUGCUGUUUGGGGGGACCACCAUCAUGCAGCACGACGGCCACACCAACGUCACGACGCACGCGGUCGUGCCCCCCACGCCCGACAACGGGGUACUCGUGUACGUGUUGCGCACCGGGUUUAGCGCAUCCCAAGGCAAACUCGUGCGCAUGAUUGAGUACUCGAGCGGCAAAGUCACUGGAAACUCGUGGGACGCGGUGGGACUCGCGGCGUUGCUAGUGUUCUUCGCGCUAGCCAGUUCCGGCUACGUGCUGCGCGAAGGCUGGGCUCGCAAGGGGCGCGUGACGUUUGAGCUCAUUCUGCGCUGCGUGCUCAUCAUCACGAGCGUGGUGCCGGCGGAGCUGCCCAUGCAGACUGCUAUGGCCGUGAAUACGGCGCUGCUGGCAUUGGUGCGUCUGUCUAUCUUUUGCACCGAGCCGUUCCGCAUUUCGCUGGCCGGCAAGGUGGACAUUUGCCUGUUUGACAAGACGGGCACGAUUACCACGGACCAACUCACGGCUGUGGGCGUCGUCUCCAACGACCGCAGCCGAAACGAUUCGAGCGCCAUCGAGCCCCAUCAGCCCAUGCUCCGUUCGCACAUCGACGCGUGUCUGGUUCUAGCGGGCUGUCAUUCGCUGGUCGAAAUCGACGGCAAGAUGAUUGGCGACCCCGUCGAAGAAGCGUCUCUCCGCGCGAUUGACUUCACCUACGACCCCAAGACCAAGCAAUGCUCGCCCAAUGCCAAGUCGGACGUGCGGGGAUGGAACGGAGUCGGCGACACCAACAACGUCAAAGUGCACAUUCUGCACCGCAAUCACUUUGCCUCCAAGCUGCAGCGCAUGAGUGUAGUCACCAAGAUUCAAAUCGGUGGCACCACACGCCUUCGCGUGCUGGUCAAGGGCAGUCCCGAGGCGAUCGCCAAACUGUCCAAGGACGUACCCGCGUGGUUCUGGCCCACGUACGAAGACAUGGCUCGCCGGGGCAUGCGCGUGCUGGCGCUGGCAUUCCGCGACGUCGAGCCCAAUGUGUCGGAGAACGAUCUGGCCCACAAGUCCCGCGAAUGGGCUGAGAGCAACCUCACGUUUGCCGGAUUUGCAGCCUACCAAUGUCUCGUGCGCAAGGACAGCGCGGACAUUCUCAAGCAACUCAAGGACAGUUCCCACACGGUGGCCAUGAUCACGGGGGACUCGACGCUCACGGCGGUGCACGUGGCCAAGGAGGUGGGCAUCAUCACGCGGCCUGCGCUCAUGCUGUCGGGCAGCGACGUGCUCUUUGAGUGGAAAAACUCUGCCGACGACACGCCCGUGGCCACAUACGAGGGCCAAUCGGUGGCCACGUUGGCCAAAACGUACGACUUGUGCAUGGACGGCGCGGCGCUGGUGCGCGCGGACGACGUGAACGGCGGCGUGUGGAAGCACUUGGAGCUGAUCCGAGUGUUUGCGCGCAUGACGCCCGAGCUCAAGGAGCGCGUGCUGACGUCGCUCAAGAGCUGCGGCCACUUUACGCUCAUGUGCGGCGAUGGCGGCAACGACGUGGGGGCACUCAAGCAGGCGCACGUAGGGGUGGCUUUGCUGAGCGGGUUCGGGUCGGCCAACGCAGACAAGACCAUCACAGGAACCGCCAAGCCAAAGGUUAAAGUGGAAACGGUCGAUGCGACGCUGUCCAAGGAUGGGCUCUUGAAGCUGCAUGCGUCGGUGCUGAGAAAGAAGCUCGUGGCGCUCAAAGUCGAGCAGGACCAUGCGACGAUGAACAAGGACCAGCUGGUGGAGCUACUGCUCGUGGAACAAGCCAAGUCGCAAAAGAAACUCAACCCGUUUGGCCCGCUCUCCCCCGAGCAGCGCAAAGUACUUCAGCAGCAACAGCAAGCCGAGAUCGAGGUCGACGUCAAGGCCCGAGAGGCUCGCGGCGAGUCGUUUGCACGCAUCAAGGCACUGGCGGCGUUUGCGCAGCGACAGAAGGAGGCGGCGACCGCAUAUCAGAACGAACGCAAGGCCAAGGGCGGCAGUCAGUUUACCCAGUUUGCCAACAACGCCGUGAUGGCGCAGUACAUGGAGGACUUUGACGAGGGCGAGCUGCCGAUGGUCAAGCUCGGCGACGCGUCGAUCGCGUCGCCCUUCACAAGCCGCGCGCCGUCCAUCAAGGGCUGCGUCGACAUCAUCCGCCAAGGCCGGUGUGCCCUCGUCACAACCGUGCAAAUGUACCAGAUUUUGGCCGUCAACUGCCUCAUCAGCUCGUACUCGCUGUCCGUGCUGUACCUGGACAAGGUCAAGUACGCCAACUCGCAGAUGAUCGCGCUGGGUAUGAUGGGCACGGUGGCCAGCGUGACGCUUUCCCGCGCGACGCCGCUAGCCGAGCUGAGUCCGGUGCGUCCAAUCGCGUCGAUCUUUCAUCCAGCGCUGUUUUCGAGUCUGAUUGGGCAGUUUGCCCUCCAUUUGGGGGUGAUGGUGUACUCAACCAACCUGGCCAAGGAGUACACUGUUGAAGGCGAUACGCGCCACCAGUCGCACAUCAAACCCAACUCGUUCGAGCCGAACGUGAUGAGCACCGUCAUCUUCCUUGUCAACGGCAUCCAGACCAUCAGCGUGUGCGCCGUCAACUACAAGGGCCGCCCGUUCAUGAAGAGCAUGACGGAUAACCCGGGGCUUCUCUACUCGCUCGGCGUGAGCCUUGUGGGAGUGUUUCUGCUCUGCACGGAAGCCAUGCCCUUGUUUAACAAGGUGCUCGAGAUUGUGCCCAUGCCCGACCCGAGGUUUGCGCAGAUUUUGACUGGCAUUUUGACGCUGGACGUGGUCGGCGCGUUCGCGUGGGACCAGCUGUGCCUGGUUGUGUUUGCGCCCAAGAUCUUCAUCGCGUCGUUCCAGUCCAUCACGGGCCGCGACGUCAAGCAGAUGGUCAAGAUGCUCGUGAUUGCACUCGGAAUCAUCUACGUCGUGGCCAACAUCGACUAUGAUGAGAUUGAACGGCAGCAAAAGUUAGCCGAGCUGGCGGCGGCGUCCACGCCGUUUGUCGAGACCAUUUCGAGUUAGUUGGGGCAAUAUUACACACAUAGAUAGACGACGACCGACGGGUAGGGAGAGACGAGUAAACCUUUUGCAUGAAUAGUACUGUAUACCAACGUAACGAACUACCUUCAGUAGAUACGUUGCUUGGGC